AUGAGAGACAUACGUCAAGAAGUUCAGGCAAUACUUGUUGCAAGAAGAUCAGGUAUGCCCUACCGUUCAAAGGACUGGGCAGUAGGUACGAUCCACUUACCUCCAAAGGCUAAAGCUUUCGGCGUCUGGAAACGUCUCCUACCAGAGUCGGCAACGUUUGUAUCUGUUCAUUGUGAUGGAAGGAGGACCAGGAUUACAACAGAGCUUUCGUUGGAGAUAAACAAUGCUCUAAAGAAAGACUCUGGAAUAUAUCUGUGUUUCAACGGACCAGAAAUCAUGGCCAAGUAUGCUGUAGAUAUUAUCGAAUGGGAACCUCAUCGUUAUAUUAUUAUGUCUGGAAGAAAGAAAAAUCCAAGUACAGAGGGUUCCACAGAUCUUGUUCUGAAUGAUCAAAAUCUGGUUGUAGGUAUGAGUUGGUCGGAAUGGAGCGAAUGUAACCGCUGUGGCACUGUUGGGAAAAGAAGAAGAUUUGGAAUAUGCACAGUAAAGAAGUUGAAUCCAGGUUUAUCAUCCAAACCUACGGAUACAGAGCUCUUCAAUGAGUAUAAAAGUGGAUUACCUUGCAGAUCUAGCCUAUUGCCAGGAGAAAUAAGAAACCUAUCCGCCAUUUGUAACAUGAAAUCUGAAUUUGUGAUAGGAUUUUGUAAAAUCCCAUGUCCUUCUGCUGCUAGCAUUGUCGUUGUGACUGAUAAGAAUGGAAAGGUUUUGGAUACUGUAGACAACAGCCAAGGUGUCUAUUCCAUGCAACAACCAUUGCCUCCGCUUCCUGAAUUAGUUAGACGUAGGACUGUGUAUGAAGAAUUGGACAAAAGUAUUAUCUUAACUUGUCCAGGGAACAAGGAAGGAAAGUUUCUGAUUUGGAGAAAUGAAUCUUAUAUUAUCAACCCCAGCAAAGUGCACAUUCGAACGAAAGGAAGAGUGAAAAUUGAUCUUGCUAAUAACCUUAUCAUUAGAAAACUUCGCUACACCGAUACAGCUACAUACAG
Stegodyphus dumicola is the source of this 986-nucleotide messenger RNA. RefSeq lists its product as uncharacterized. The record is from RefSeq and is a predicted model, not a curated record. Lineage: Eukaryota; Metazoa; Arthropoda; Arachnida; Araneae; Eresidae.